AUGUCUCUCGACGGAGUCAAGAAUAUUGUCUUGGUUCUAUCCGGCAAGGGAGGUGUCGGAAAAUCCUCUGUGACCCUCCAACUAGCCCUUGCGCUCUCCCUUCAAGGCAAAUCCGUCGGCAUCCUCGAUAUAGACCUAACAGGCCCGUCGAUCCCCCGCCUAGUCGGCCUUGAAGAUGCAAAGAUCACCCAAUCUCCUCAAGGCUGGCUCCCAGUUCCAGUGCACAAUGCGGUCGCCUCCCAAACAGACUCUACAACGCCUUCUCCCUCCCCACGUGGCUCCCUACACUGCAUGUCCCUAGGCUUCCUCCUCCGAGACCGUGGCGAUGCCGUAAUCUGGCGCGGACCUAAGAAAACAGCAAUGAUUCGCCAAUUCCUUUCGGAUGUCUCGUGGGGCUCUACAGACUACCUGCUUAUCGAUACGCCACCGGGUACGAGUGAUGAGCAUAUCGCACUUGCUGAGCAACUGCUUACCCUCUCGACGGCGGAUCCGGCGCUCGCGGCACAGAAUCGUUUGCCUAGGCUGGCGGGUGCAGUGUUGGUUACUACGCCACAGGCUGUUGCGACCUCAGAUGUGCGCAAGGAGGCGAAUUUCUGUGUAAAGACUAGCAUACCUGUCCUUGGGGUUAUUGAGAAUAUGUCGGGCUAUGCGUGUCCAUGUUGCGGAGAAGUAAGUAACUUAUUUUCGAGUGGUGGUGGAGAGGUCAUGGCGCAGCAGCUUGGGAUUCCAUUUUUGGGAAAAGUGCCUGUUGAUGUUAAGUUUGGGGAAUUGGUUGAAGGGAAGAUGGAGAUGAGUGAUGAUGAGGAUGAGGUGGAGGGUGAAGAUGAAGCGCGGAAGACACAGCAGGUCGAGACCACUGAGCCGGAUCUUAGGCCGCUUGUUGAGAAGUAUCAGGAGGGGUGGUCCUAUCCUCGGUUUGAGGGAUUUGCAAAGACGAUAGUUGGGGGCUUGCAGCAGACCGCAGCUUAA
This is a messenger RNA of Penicillium longicatenatum, 969 nucleotides long. Its product is annotated as Mrp/NBP35 family ATP-binding protein. Gene Ontology annotation, molecular function: 4 iron, 4 sulfur cluster binding; ATP-dependent FeS chaperone activity; ATP binding. The record is from RefSeq and is a predicted model, not a curated record. Gene Ontology annotation, cellular component: cytosol. Lineage: Eukaryota; Fungi; Ascomycota; Eurotiomycetes; Eurotiales; Aspergillaceae. Bases 1 to 969 code for a protein of 322 amino acids. The transcript is spliced from 2 exons. Gene Ontology annotation, biological process: iron-sulfur cluster assembly.